GUUUCUCUUUUUCUUUUUCUCUUUCACUAUGUUCAACUCUACUCAGCGUUUUGUUGCUCCUACUCGCACCAUCAUCACUCGUACCUUUGCUUCUGCUGCGAAAAGUCCUAAUGAUGUCAUCAUUGCAAGUGCUGUCAGAACUCCUGUUGGCUGCUUCAAUGGUGCCUUAAAAUCACUCAGUGCUACUCAACUCGGCGGCAUUGCUGCUCGUGCUGCUAUUGAAAGAGCAGGUAUCAAGCCAGAGGAUGUAGAGGAAGCUUUUAUUGGUAAUGUUCUUCAAGCCAACUUGGGUCAAUCACCUGCACGUCAAGCCAUCUUGAAUGCUGGUUGCCCUGAAACUACAGAAGCCACCACAAUUAACAAAGUAUGUGCUUCUGGCAUGAAGGCUGUUAUAUUGGCUGCUCAAAACAUCAAGACCGGUGAUCGUCAAAUUAUGGUUGCCGGUGGUAUGGAAAGCAUGUCCAAUGCACCAUACUAUGCUCCUCGUAACGUAGCUUAUGGUCACCAACAAAUGAAUGAUGCCAUUAUCAAAGAUGGUCUUUGGGAUGCUUACAACAAUAUCCAUAUGGGUGGUUGCGCUGAAAACACUGCUACAAACUAUAGCAUUUCUAGAGAACAACAAGAUGAACAUGCUAUUGAAUCAUAUAAGCGUGCUGCUGAAGCAUGGGAGAAAGGUGUCUUUGAUAACGAAAUUGUACCUGUCACUCUUAAAUCUAAAAAGGGUGAGAUUAUCUUUAAGGAAGAUGAAGAAUACAAGAAUGUCAAGUUUGAUAAGGUUAAGAGUUUGCGUCCUGUCUUCAAGAAGGACGGCUCAGUGACAGCUGCUAAUGCCAGUACCCUGAAUGAUGGUGCUUCUGCCUUGGUGCUGAUGUCCCGUGCAAAAGCUGAUGAAUUAGGUGUCAAGCCCUUGGCUCGUAUCAUUUCUUAUGCUGAUGCUGCUACUGCCCCCAUUGACUUUACUAUUGCUCCAUCUAAGGCUCUUCCCGUUGCCCUUAAGAAGGCUGGUUUAACUGUAGACGAUAUAAGCAAGUUUGAGUUGAAUGAAGCCUUUAGUGUUGUUGCUCGAGUGAAUGAACAACUUAUGAAACUUGAUCCUAGUAAGGUCAAUGUCUCUGGUGGUGCUGUUGCUCUUGGCCAUCCUAUUGGUUCUUCUGGUUCUCGUAUCAUUGUCACAUUGACUCAUCUCUUAAAAUCGGGUGAAUACGGUGCUGCUGCUGUUUGUAACGGUGGUGGUGCUGCUUCUUCCAUUGUCAUUCAAAGAGAAUAGAUUGCAUAGACUGGUAUAUAUACGUAUAUAUAUAUAUCACAGUAAAUAAAACCUCACUCCCUCUUUUUUUAAUGCAGUCCUUUUUUCUUUUCUUUCAUUUUCUUUGUUCGCUUUUGAAUGCAGCUUCAACAAGACGAUUAUUUAUCUUCUCAGGCAGACCAUGGUGAAAAGCAGUAUUUAGAUAGACAUGAUACUAUGCCCUACAACCAUAAAGUCAAAACAAGGCUCAAAAUAACAAAAGAACAAAUCCAUGCAGAAUUUCUUGAUGAUGAGUUUUCGAUUAUUGACAGUGUAGAACCGGCAGCUUCUUGCCAGCAACAAGGUCAUGCCAGUCUUUGUUAUGCUUGGUUUGAACGAUUGAUACACCUCUUUUGGUUCUUUCUCAUGCUCUAUGUUGCUUUCAAUUUCUUCCGUCC
This is a messenger RNA of Gilbertella persicaria, 1683 nucleotides long. RefSeq names its product Thiolase, N-terminal domain-containing protein. Gene Ontology annotation, molecular function: acetyl-CoA C-acetyltransferase activity. The coding region runs from base 29 to 1267 and encodes 412 amino acids. The transcript has 8 exons. Gene Ontology annotation, biological process: fatty acid beta-oxidation. Lineage: Eukaryota; Fungi; Mucoromycota; Mucoromycetes; Mucorales; Choanephoraceae. The record is from RefSeq and is a predicted model, not a curated record.